This is a messenger RNA of Lindgomyces ingoldianus, 3683 nucleotides long. RefSeq names its product PNTB-domain-containing protein. Lineage: Eukaryota; Fungi; Ascomycota; Dothideomycetes; Pleosporales; Lindgomycetaceae. Bases 117 to 3491 code for a protein of 1124 amino acids. Gene Ontology annotation, cellular component: mitochondrial inner membrane. The transcript has 9 exons. Gene Ontology annotation, biological process: NADPH regeneration; proton transmembrane transport. The record is from RefSeq and is a predicted model, not a curated record. Gene Ontology annotation, molecular function: NADP binding; NAD binding.
CUUCACUCCGCAUCGCCAUUGUCUGCUACCUGAGGUCGCGCAAGUCACGGCCAGCAGAUGCGGGUUCUCAGCUUCCUCUCCAGCCCUUCUACCUCGGAGACACGUUUUGGCUAAGUAUGAGCUCCACAAACUGCCUGGUAGGGAGUCGGCUGGUCACUUUUCGACCGCGCGCAAGCUCCUCCCAGCUCCCCAGCUUGAGGCUGCACGUUUCGACGUUAGCCUUUCGCCCAACACCUAUAGUUCAUCACAAGUUCAAUUAUGAGCGUCUCAAGCCACAGCAGCCAACCGCGUCCGCCCGGAGCUUGUCCCGCCCUAAAACGCUGUACCUGCAGAAGCAUGUUCCGCAGGUCCCAUCCACCGCUGUUGCUCGCUAUGCAUCCCUUGCAGCGGAUCCGCAUGACGAGGAGCUUCCAACUUCUCCCCCCUUCACCGCUGGUCCCUACGCAAACCUCACCGUGGGUAUUCCUCGCGAGAGCUUCCCUGGGGAACGUCGAGUUGCCAUAACUCCACAGAAUGUCCAGCUGUUGCUGAAGAAGGGCUUCUCUCGCGUAUUGAUCGAGCGUGGUGCGGGCGUUGAAGCUCAAUUCACCGACGAAGCAUAUGAGCAUGCAGGAGCCAAGACUGUCGACCGCAGAACGGUCUUCUCUCAGAGUGACAUCCUUCUCAAAGUUCGAGCUCUUAGCAUCGAUGGGCCUGAUAGCGAGGUGGAUGCCAUUCGAGAGGGCGCCACUGUCAUUUCUUUUCUCUAUCCGGUACAGAAUAGACCUGUCGUAGAUAGAAUUGCUUCUCGUAAAGCUACUGCUUUUGCUAUGGAUAUGGUUCCCCGCAUUUCUCGCGCCCAGGUGUUUGACGCAUUGAGUUCAAUGGCCAACAUUGCCGGGUACAAAGCCAUCCUGGAAGCUUCUAACCACUUCGGUCGUUUCCUUACUGGCCAAGUCACUGCCGCCGGGAAGAUUCCCCCAUGCAAAGUCCUCGUUAUUGGCGCUGGUGUGGCUGGACUGAGUGCAAUUGCAACGGCCCGUCGCAUGGGAGCGAUUGUACGUGGAUUCGAUACUCGUUCCGCAGCUCGAGAGCAAGUUCAGUCACUUGGUGCAGAAUUCAUCGAGGUUGAGAUUGAAGAAGAGGGAUCUGGAACAGGAGGCUAUGCAAAGGAAAUGUCGAAGGAGUUCAUCGAAGCAGAAAUGAAGUUGUUCACGGAACAGUGUCGCGAGGUAGACAUUGUAGUCACUACAGCAUUGAUUCCUGGAAGGCCGGCCCCAAAGCUGAUCACUAAAGCUAUGCUUGGUGCCAUGAGGCCCGGAUCUGUUAUUGUCGAUCUCGCCGCUGAAGCUGGUGGCAAUUGUGAAGCAACUGUCCCCGGAAAACUUUCGAAAUAUCAUGGAGUAACGAUAAUUGGUUACACUGACUUGCCCUCGAGGCUUCCAACUCAAUCGUCGACCCUAUACUCGAACAAUAUCACUAAAUUCCUCCUUUCCCUCCAACCCGCAGACCAGAAGGAGAAAUACUAUGACGUAGAUUUAAACGAUGAAGUCACCCGCGGCUCUAUCGUGACAUACGAUGGCAAAAUUAUUCCUCCUGCUCCUCGCCCGGCUCCCCCUCCGCCACCGGCUAAGGCACCUUCGCUUGCCGACGCCGCUGCGAAUAUUGUGCAGCUUACUCCCUGGCAAAAUCAGACUCGUGAUGUUGCAGGGAUCACGGCAGCAAUGAGCAGUGCUCUAGCUCUUGGAAAGUUCACUGGACCUCUUUUCAUGGGAAAUGCAUUCACGUUCGCUCUGGCGAGUCUUAUCGGAUAUCGAGUCGUUUGGGGUGUUGCACCUGCAUUGCACUCUCCACUUAUGAGUGUCACAAAUGCUAUCUCUGGUAUGGUUGGCAUAGGAGGAUUCUUCGUCAUGGGCGGCGGCCUUCUUCCCCACACCAUUCCCCAGACAUUGGGAGCUUUGUCCGUUCUGCUCGCUUUUGUCAACGUCUCAGGCGGUUUCGUUAUCACCAAGCGCAUGCUGGACAUGUUUAAGCGCCCAACCGACCCUGCUGAAUUUCCCUGGCUAUACGCAAUUCCAGCAGUACUAUUUGGUGGAGGAUAUAUCGCUGCAGCGAGCACUGGAAUGGCAGGCCUUGUACAGGCUGGCUAUCUCGUCAGUAGCGUUCUCUGCGUGAGUUCUCUCUCUGGUCUGGCCUCUCAAGCAACAGCUCGUCGUGGUAACAUCCUGGGAAUACUCGGUGUCUUUUCUGGAAUUCUGGCUUCACUUCUUGCUGUGGGCUUCGAACCGGAUGUCCUCAUGCAAUUCGGCAGCCUUGCCGCCGUAGGCACGCUGGCUGGAAUGCUCAUCGGCCGACGGAUUACCCCGACUUCCCUACCUCAGACUGUGGCUGCGUUGCACUCCGUCGUUGGCCUGGCUGCUGUCUUGACUAGCAUUGGCAGUGUUCUGGGUCACACGGGGGAUAUCUCGACCCUCCACAUGGUUAGCGCUUAUCUUGGUGUUCUCAUCGGUGGGGUAACCUUUACCGGGAGCAUCGUUGCUUUCCUCAAGCUUGCCGGGAGAAUGUCUUCGAAACCGCUCAUUCUGCCAGGCCGUCAUAUCAUCAACACAUCGCUUCUCGGAGCUAACAUGGCUACAAUGGGUGCCUUCCUCACUGCCGCUCCUGGGGCUCCACUUAUUGGGGCCGCUUGUCUGACUGCCAAUGCUGCUCUCAGCUUCGUCAAGGGCUAUACUACAACUGCAGCCAUUGGAGGUGCCGACAUGCCGGUCGUCAUUACGGUACUGAACGCCUACUCUGGAUUUGCGCUCGUGGCUGAAGGUUUCAUGUUGGAUAAUCCUCUGCUCACUAGCGUUGGCGCGCUCAUUGGAGUAUCUGGAUCUAUCCUUUCGUACAUUAUGUGCGUGGCUAUGAAUCGAUCACUCACCAAUGUUCUAUUCGGCGGUAUUGCAGCUACGCCGCAGGCGCAAUCAGAAAUAACGGGAACGGUCACGAAGACGAGUGCAGAGGAAACAGCCGAGUAUUUGAUUAAUGCCGAGAAUGUCAUCAUUGUCGUCGGCUACGGCAUGGCCGUCGCAAAAGCCCAAUAUGCUAUCUCCGACUUCGUCAAAUACCUACGGUCCAAGGGCGUCAAUGUACGUUUCGCCAUCCACCCUGUCGCGGGCCGCAUGCCGGGUCAAUGCAACGUGCUCCUCGCCGAAGCCUCUGUUCCCUAUGACAUUGUACUUGAAAUGGACGAAAUUAAUGACGAUUUUGGCGACACUGAUGUCACGCUUGUUAUCGGUGCCAACGACACUGUGAAUCCGAUUGCGUUGGAGCCUGGAUCCUCGAUUGCAGGUAUGCCUGUGCUGCAUGCGUGGAAGAGCAAGCAGGUGGUUAUUAUGAAGCGAGGGAUGGCGAGUGGGUAUGCAGAUGUGCCAAAUCCGAUGUUCUUUAUGGAAAACACGAAGAUGCUCUUUGGAGAUGCGAAUGAUAGCUGUAAUGCUAUCAAACGCGCCCUAGAGGAGAGGAAGUGAAAUGGCAAAUGAUUGAUGGAUCUAUUGGAGGAUUCGUUUCAACUUUAUCUGAAUUGAGAGGGAAUUUGCAGGUGGAAGGGUGAGGACGGCAAGUUUUGGCUCUUGGAUUUCGUGCAUUCUGUCUGGAGUGUCUCGAUUCAUGAGCAGCAUUAGUUAGCGGUGUUUAUUAGAAUGCAAGACAUACUCAUCCUA